This is a messenger RNA of Osmia lignaria (orchard mason bee), 1752 nucleotides long. Its product is annotated as mitogen-activated protein kinase p38b. The record is from RefSeq and is a predicted model, not a curated record. Gene Ontology annotation, molecular function: MAP kinase activity; ATP binding. Lineage: Eukaryota; Metazoa; Arthropoda; Insecta; Hymenoptera; Megachilidae. Gene Ontology annotation, biological process: protein phosphorylation.
AGUCACUGCUACUACACACGAUGGAUGUAGUGGUUUUUAAUAGUAGGCUAAUUUGGAAAUGGUCAAAGUGCCUGUAAACUACGCUCUGAAACGCUAGUUCAAAUUUUUUGUGAUUUUGUUAAUGCUAUUGUGAAUUUUCUUGAUUAGCGUGAGUAGAAAAUUGCACAUAGCAUGCCGCAGUUUCAUAAAAUUGAAAUAAAUCGGACCGAAUGGGAGGUUCCGGAACGGUAUCAAAUGCUCACUCCAGUAGGAUCAGGAGCUUACGGUCAAGUGUGUUCAGCAGUUGACACUAAAACUGACCAGAAAGUAGCAAUUAAAAAGUUAGCUAGACCAUUCCAGUCAGCUGUACAUGCAAAACGUACAUACAGAGAGCUUCGUAUGUUGAAACAUAUGAAUCAUGAAAAUGUGAUUGGUCUACUAGAUGUAUUUCAUCCAUCCUCAUCAUUGGAAGAUUUCCAACACGUAUAUUUAGUUACACAUUUGAUGGGUGCAGAUCUCAAUAAUAUUGUAAGGACACAAACGCUUUCCAAUGAUCAUGUACAGUUUCUUGUGUAUCAAAUUCUUCGUGGUCUUAAGUAUAUUCAUUCAGCAGGCAUAAUACACAGGGACCUGAAACCCUCUAACAUAGCUGUAAAUGAGGAUUGUGAGUUAAAAAUUUUAGAUUUUGGAUUAGCCAGGCCUACAGAGAAUGAAAUGACUGGUUAUGUCGCAACUAGAUGGUAUAGGGCUCCAGAAAUUAUGCUUAAUUGGAUGCACUAUAAUCAAACAGUUGAUAUUUGGUCAGUUGGAUGUAUAAUGGCUGAAUUAUUAACAAGACGAACGUUAUUUCCCGGUACAGAUCACAUUGAUCAUCUAACACGAGUCUUAGUACUCUGUGGUACACCCACAGAAGAAACUUUAAGCAAAAUUACCAGCCAAGAGGCACGAAAUUAUAUACAAAGUUUACCUCCAUUAAAGAAAAAGAAUUUCAAAGAUGUUUUUCGAGGGGCUGAUCCUUUAGCUAUAGAUUUACUCGAAUUAAUGUUAGAAUUAGACGCUGAAAAACGAAUUACAGCAGAACAAGCUUUAGCUCAUCCAUAUCUUGCACAGUAUGCUGAUCCAACAGAUGAACCAGUGUCUUUGCCAUAUGAUCAGAGUUUUGAAGAUAUGGAUUUACCAGUUGAAAACUGGAAAGAACUUGUUUAUCAUGAAGUUAUAAACUUUGUACCUCAACAGCUACCUGCAAUGUCUUCACCAAUUGAAUCUACUUCAUAAAAUUCUGUUGGUAACACAAGUAACAAUAUAGAUGUAAGCACAGUAGGAUAAUAUUAACAACAAACAAGUAUAAAGAUAUGUAAAAUUGUUAUACACAACAAAUGUAAUUGUAUAUAAUAUGAUGUUACAUAGGUAACAUAAUUAUUCAUGCAAACUUAUUUGUAUUAGAGGCAAAAUGUAUAUUUUUGUUAAUGACGUAUGAUACAAGAAAUGCUAAUAUUUUUCACUUUAAACGUAAAUUAUACAUCCAUUAAAAAUGUGACAAUUAUUGUUGCAUGUUUAAACGAUUUCAAGCUACAAUUUCAAUACGAAUAUAAAUUCAGAAAUUAUGGUAUUAUUUCCGAAGGCAAACAGUAUUUUUUUACAAAAUCGUAUUGCUCAAUAGAAAGAAAGGAAAUAAUUUUAUAUUAAAGUACUAGCUUCAGAACUUCAAAUUUUGUUUUAUUCGCUACUGGUUCUAGUCUAUAGUAGAGGACAUAUUACAUCGAAUUUAUAAUA